Rhopilema esculentum is the source of this 3266-nucleotide messenger RNA. The record is from RefSeq and is a predicted model, not a curated record. NCBI's taxonomy places the organism in Eukaryota, Metazoa, Cnidaria, Scyphozoa, Rhizostomeae, Rhizostomatidae.
GCUAUGACAAUAUUAUCAAGGAGCAGUUAGAUAAUGGAAUUAUUGAAGAGGUUUCAGAAUUAGAAUCUUCCACAAAGACAUCCUAUUUGCCACAUCAAGCCGUAAUCCGCCAAGAUGCAGAAACGACAAAACUCCGAGUGGUGUAUGAUGCCUCAGCAAAAGAGGGCAGGUCAGGUACAUCUUUGAAUGAUUGCCUUCAUGUUGGACCCCCACUCACUCCGCUAUUGUUUGACAUUUUAUUGAGAUUUAGGGAGAAUAGGAUUGGAAUUAUAGCUGACAUUGAAAAGGCAUUCUUGAAUAUUGAAGUUGAUACACAAGACAGAGAUUGUCUCAGAUUCUUGUGGGUUGAAGACUUUAAUGCAAAAGAUUUAUCUGUGAUUGUGUAUAGGUUCAGAAGAUUGAUAUUUGGAGCUAAUUGCUCCCCAUUUUUGCUAAAUGCAGUGCUAAGAUAUCAUAUUGCAAAAUAUGAAGUAGUUGAUCCUCAAAUUGCUACUAAACUUGCCACAAGUUUUUAUGUUGAUGACCUAGUGUCUGGAAGUUCAGAUACGGAAGGCGGUAGAAAACUUUUUCUUUCAGCUAAAGAACAUAUGAAGGCUGCUGGAUUGAACCUCAGAAAAUGGAAAACCUCAGAUCCUGUCCUAGCAAAAGAAUUUGAAGAGGAGAAAAUCAUAACUGCGAGCCAAAAUGUUUCUCCCACUGAAGAAACAUAUGCUAAGGAAACACUUGGCUCUGAGGAAGGACACGAUAGUACAAAGGUUCUUGGUAUAUCUUGGAAUAUAGGAAGUGAUGACUUCACUUUUGAUUUCAGGAAAUUCAUAAAUAUUGAUGAGGAUGUAAAAGUAACUAAAAGAACCAUUCUUAGUAUAAUUGCAAAACUAUUUGACCCACUAGGACUUGUAAGCCCAGUCAUUGUAGGCCUUAAGAUUCUUUUCCAGGAACUCUGCACUUUGAAACUUGGAUGGGACGAUGAGGUACCUAAGGAUCAGAAGGUAGUCUUUGAUAGAAUUGUGUCUGAUCUAAAAGAAACUGGAAAUAUCUCUUUGCCCAGGUGCUUAUAUGGUAAGGAAACAGGUACUGUCAAAUCUUGCUAUCUCCAUGGAUUUGCAGAUGCUAGUAAAAAUGCAUACUGUGCAGUGAUCUAUCUUGUUUAUGAAACUGAUGAUGGUAUUUUUUCUAGGCUUAUUUGUGCAAAAACAAGGGUAGCCCCAUUGAAACAACUCAGUAUUCCUAGACUUGAGCUUAUGUCUGGACGUAUAUUGUCAACACUAAUGGACACUGUUUAUAAAGCAUUGAGCCCUCAGGUGAAAAUUGAUGGAUGCAGAUAUUGGUUAGACUCAAAAACUGCUCUUUACUGGAUCAACAAUCAAGGGCUCUGGAAACAAUUUGUCCAGCACCGUGUUAAUGAGAUAUUACAGAUCUCAGAUAAAAGGAACUGGGGUCAUUGUGCAGGUAUCUGCAACCCUGCAGAUUUAGGCUCCAGAGGUGUAACACCCGGUGCAUUGAACACCAGUAGGUUGUGGUGGCAAGGCCCCCAUUGGUUAGUUAUGGGGAAAAAACAUUGGCCCAAACAAUUAUUGCUUUCUGAUUCACAGGAAAUAGAAGAAGAAAAGAAGAGGGAAACAAAUGCUUUAGCAGUAGCACAAGACUCAGAGAGGCAUUUUGGAAAUAUCAUAGAUGCUAAAAGAUUCAGCACUUUGGCCAAAUUGUACAAGGUUUCUGCAUAUGUGCUGCGCUUUCUUCGAAACAUAAGGCUGUCAAAGGAAGAAAGGCAAACAGAUGGUUUAACUGCAACUGAAAUAUGUGAAGCAGAAGCACAUUGGACCAGAGAUACACAAGAACAAAUGAAGAAAUCAGGUAACUUUAAAUUACUUGCUGUGCAACUAGGCGUUGUAGAAAAGGGCAACAUGUUGAUUUGCAAAGGUAGGCUAAGUAACUCUGAUUUGGACAUAGAAGCAAAAUUUCCAAUUUUAUUACCAAGAGAUAACACAUUUACUGAUCUUGUCAUACAAGAUUGCCACCACAGAGUUGGACACUUAGGUUUGAAGGCAACCCUAGCAGAACUGCGUUCCAGGUUUUGGGUUCCAAGGGGUAGACAAUAUGUAAAAAGAAUUUUGAGCAAGUGUAUUGUGUGUAUUCAUAAACAAGGAAGGCCAUAUAAUAGACCUAUAGAAGGACCCUUGCCAGACUUUAGAGUGAAGGAUGUGCCACCAUUCACAAAUGUUGGUGUUGACUUUGCCGGUCCACUCUUUUACAAGGAUAUAGAUGGUCAGAUGAAGAAAUGUUACAUUGUUCUUUACACCUGUUGUACCUCAAGAGCAUUGCAUCUUGAUUUAGUUAUAGAUUUAUCUGGUCCAGCUUUUCUAAGGAGUCUGCGAAGGUUUACUGCACGUAGAGGUACACCAUCACUCAUUAAUAGUGAUAAUGCUAAAACUUUCAAAUUUGCUGCUAAGUUCCUGAGCACCCUUGCUAAGGAUCCUUCAGUAUUUUCCUUCCUACAGGACAAAAGGAUAACAUGGCGAUUUAAUCUUGAGCGAAGCCCUUGGUGGGGUGGAUAUUUUGAGCGUCUUGUAGGAUCUGUAAAGUCUUGUCUAAGAAAGGUUCUAGGGAAUGCAAGACUUUCCUUGGAUGAAUUAAACACCACACUACUAGAAGUUGAAGGUAUACUUAACUCUAGGCCAUUGACAUAUAUUUAUGAUGAGAUUGGUUAUGAGCCCCUGACACCAAAUCAUUUAUUGCAUGGUAGAAGAUUACCUUUGCUAGCAAAUAAUCUAGAAUUUGAUGCUAAUGAGGUCGAUGAAAAUGCUGCCAUAUGCAAAAAACGAUUUUGGUAUCUCAUUAAAAAGCUCAACCAUUUUGCUUCUCGAUGGAAAAAUGAAUAUCUAGUUGACCUUAGGGAACAUCACAGACAUAGAGGCACAGGGGAAGCAAACAUUCAACGAGGAGACAUUGUUUUGAUAAAAGAAGACAAUUUGAAGCGCAACCAAUGGAAAAUGGGACAAAUUGAAAACCUAAUUCAUGGGAAGGAUGGAGUUAUCAGAGGAGCAAAAGUAAGGACUUGCUCCAAGGGUAAGAAAGAUUAUUUAAAUAGACCUUUACAGAAACUUUUUCCUCUCGAGUUGAAGAAGGAAAGGAAUGAGAAUGGCGAGGAAAGUAAGAAUACCACAGGAGAAAGGGAUGCAAGGAAUGAGAGCCUCAUCAGGGUUAGGCCGCAACGCGCAGCUGCUAAGGAUGCUAGUUGGAAAACCCGUAUUAUGCUUGACUCAUAG